This is a messenger RNA of Uranotaenia lowii, 10727 nucleotides long. RefSeq names its product gamma-aminobutyric acid receptor subunit beta (gene Rdl). The transcript has 10 exons. The coding region runs from base 1115 to 2782 and encodes 555 amino acids. Gene Ontology annotation, molecular function: GABA-A receptor activity; extracellular ligand-gated monoatomic ion channel activity; chloride channel activity. Gene Ontology annotation, biological process: nervous system process; signal transduction; regulation of membrane potential. The record is from RefSeq and is a predicted model, not a curated record. Lineage: Eukaryota; Metazoa; Arthropoda; Insecta; Diptera; Culicidae. Gene Ontology annotation, cellular component: synapse; membrane; neuron projection.
UCAGUCAACCAAUCAGUCAGUCGUACGAGAAAAGCUCCAGCGAAUGGACCUAGAACGGCGACGAAAACGUGAGCCAACAACGACAACGGCGAGUGACACGGCACCAAAUGCUGCACCACAAUCGGUUGGGGAUCAGCAGCAACAUUAGGAUUUGCAACAACCAUCAGCAGCACCUUGCGAAGGAGGACACAGCUGAUUUUUGGGGACCUCCCGAAGAAAGUUGCUGGAACCUGGAGCAACCUCGAGGAGUUGAAGGAGCAGCCCAGUUGGAUUCAGUGCUGAUGAGCUAGCCCCGGGAAAGGUUAGGAUCAGUGAAAAUGUACGCGAUAGGCCGUAGUUCCGUAGGACGAUUCGAAGGUAUCAAUAUACUAGCAAUGCGAAAAUUCGCUCGGUGAAAUGAACAACUUGCCGAAGAUAUUGGGGUGACCAAAAAGGUGCAAGCAACUUCAGUGUGCGUGUGUGUGAGCCAGAAGAAAAGUGACGAAGAAGAAAAAAAAAGUGCUUUAACUCCAAAUGGUCGGAGGUUAGCGAGUAGGUUCGAACAGAAGAUCUACGAGAGUAGCUGCUGAACCACCCGAGACGAAAACGGAGGACACAAGGCGGCCGGACUCAGGGGUGUAGCUAGAGGUUCCCGAACAAAAAUACACAUCCCUGCCCUGCCUCUCCGCGGAACAUCUCGGUGUGGAACCAUCAUGAAUUCGUAUCGAAUGGAGCACAUAAAUUAGCAACAGCAACAUCCAGCUUUUACCUCAAUUUUCCAACAACACUAAAAAAAAAGAAAGUAAAACGCAACUAAAGCAAAAACGAGAAUUGAGAUCACUUUUUGCGCGAGAGCAAAAAGGUAAAACCUAUACAACACAACACAUUCACACCAUCGGAGGAGCAGAGGGAUAAAUAAACGACAUCCACGACCUCUCUACUCGAAACGCAAAAUCCAACGCUUGGAAUAACCAAAAGCAAAAAAAAAUCGAAAAGUAAAUCGAAACGGAAAACCAAAAAUUCCGAAUUCCGUUCCGAAUACAAACGAACAAGAAGGAGCCACACAAUUGGAGGAACCAACAUCUAUACCAACCAAACAAGAGAGAAACGACGAGAAAAAAAAACCAAAAGCAAAAUGUCCGGAAUCAUGUCGCUGGAUAUCAAAGUGCCGCAUCUGAGAUGCCCCUCGUUAGGUGUCCUCAUACUGACGCUUAACUUGGCGCUGUUUCUGCCUCAGACUAUUAAUAGGACACCACCAUACGUGCUUGCAGGGAGUGGUGGUGGAAGUAUGCUCGGAGAUGUAAAUAUUUCGGCCAUUCUAGACUCCUUCAGCGUUGGUUAUGACAAAAGAGUAAGACCAAACUAUGGAGGACCGCCGGUUGAAGUGGGAGUCACCAUGUAUGUGCUGUCUAUCAGUUCGCUGUCAGAAGUUAAAAUGGAUUUCACAUUGGAUUUCUACUUUCGACAAUUUUGGACUGAUCCCCGUUUAGCUUACAGAAAAAGGCCGGGCGUAGAGACACUGUCAGUCGGAUCUGAGUUCAUUAAGAACAUUUGGGUACCGGACACGUUUUUUGUAAACGAGAAACAAUCAUACUUUCACAUAGCGACUACUAGUAAUGAAUUUAUAAGAAUACAUCAUUCUGGAUCUAUAACUAGAAGUAUUCGAUUAACAAUCACAGCAUCAUGUCCAAUGAAUUUACAAUAUUUUCCAAUGGAUAGACAAUUAUGCCAUAUAGAGAUAGAAAGCUUCGGAUACACGAUGCGAGAUAUCCGAUAUAAAUGGAAUGAAGGCCCCAAUUCAGUCGGAGUCUCGAGUGAAGUAUCUUUGCCUCAGUUUAAGGUUUUGGGACACCGUCAGCGUGCUAUGGAAAUCAGUCUCACAACAGGAAAUUAUUCACGUUUAGCAUGUGAAAUACAGUUUGUACGUUCGAUGGGUUAUUAUCUCAUUCAGAUUUACAUACCAUCCGGAUUGAUUGUAAUCAUAUCGUGGGUAUCAUUUUGGCUAAAUAGAAAUGCUACACCAGCACGUGUUGCAUUAGGUGUAACCACUGUCUUGACAAUGACAACACUGAUGUCGUCAACGAAUGCUGCCUUACCGAAAAUAUCUUAUGUAAAAUCGAUUGACGUAUAUUUAGGCACAUGCUUCGUCAUGGUAUUUGCCAGUCUGCUGGAAUACGCCACUGUCGGUUACAUGGCGAAGCGGAUACAGAUGCGCAAGCAGCGCUUCAUGGCAAUCCAGAAGAUCGCCGAACAGAAGAAGGCCCAGGCGGCGGAAGCCAACCAUCCCCCGCCGCCGCCCCCGGUUAGCGACCACAGCCACGGUCACGGCCACGGGCACAGCCACGGCCACCAGCACACGCCGAAGCAGCAGAUGGGCAGCCGUAGCGGUACGAUGUCCAAUGUGCCCCCCCAUAAUCUAGCGGGAUCACGAGGUUGUUCUAUUGUAGGUCCACUGUUCCAAGAGGUGCGCUUUAAGGUGCACGACCCGAAGGCGCACUCGAAAGGUGGCACGCUGGAGAACACGAUCAACGGAGGGCGCGGUGGCGGUGGUCCACCGGGGCCACCCCCACCGGGCGGAGGUGGCGGAGGGCCGGACGAGGAAUCGGGUGCACCGCAGCAUCUGAUACACCCGGGAAAGGAUAUCAACAAGCUGCUCGGCAUCACACCCUCGGACAUCGACAAGUACUCUCGGAUCGUGUUUCCGGUGUGCUUCGUGUGCUUCAACCUGAUGUACUGGAUCAUCUAUCUGCACGUGAGCGAUGUGGUGGCCGACGAUCUGGUGCUGCUCGGCGAGGAGAAGUAAACAACGCAGUCAGCAGCAAAGAAGAAGAACGAAGAGGACGAAUGAUCGACGAAGUUCAGUCAGAGAACGAUGGGCUCGACUCGACGGAGAAACUGUUGUAGAAAGCUAUGUAGAAAGUGUUUGCGGGAAAGGGAGAUGAAACGUGUUACUAUAAUAACUACUACUGUAGAUGCUGGCAGAUGGGCGCGAAAAAUUAAAGGGAAUUUGAGGGAGAGCAACCACACUUGAAACAGAGAUACACUUUUUAAACACAAACAUUGAACACAGAACAUAAAACACAUUGACACUUGGAGACAGCGAAGAUCGGAGGAAAUUAGGGGGGAUGUAAGCUACACCUGAGAGGAUUGAGGAUUAAAAAUUGAAACUAAACAUAAUGUGGAUAUGAAAUUGUUAGGAUUCAUUUGUACCUUUUUAAAAGUUUAAAUUUUUUUUAUACGUAUACAAAAUUCAAACCCGAAAAGAUGAUCAAAUGCUAUAGAUUUAAUGAAAAUUUAACCAAAGUGUAACGCGAGAGAAGGACGAAGCAAGCUUUUCCUAGUUCAGAGCACACAGAACAAACCAAACAGACACACAUUUGUCGAACUGCAAGAAACAUCGCCGAGAGAGAAGAAUAGAGAGCGAAAGUAGACAUUCAGAACGUGAGGAGCGAACUUGAAGCUGAUGUAGUGAAAAUAAGGUUUACAAAAGUGAUGAGACAGAACAGAAAACUGGUGAAUUGAAUCGACACGUCUAGUUGCGUAUUACUUAAUUGACUAUAGAUUGAACAGCAGCUCUAACAUCAAACUAUCAUCAAUUUAAACUUUUACAGAUUCACGAAUAAAAACAUCAAACAUGCAGCACACCACACAAAUCUCACUUACACGUUUGUUUCGUGCGUCUCUUAGAAUUAGGGAUUAGCAUAGGUUUUUAUUUUUGUUUUUAAUUUAAAAAACUGUAAUACCAUGCAAAAUAGUUCAACGACAUCAUUUGUGUCCGUAUUGUCUUCACUUUUACAAACAAUAAUGUUGAGAUUUCGAGGCGUUUUCUAAUUUUUGCAAAACUGCACUCAAGUGAGCCUAAAAUGUAUGAGCAGGUGUCCAAGAAAUCUUGUAAAACGGAAAUGUAUUUUUCAGCAUGACGAGGUUCGAUUUGCCUCCCGGGAAGAGUUGGGUCAGUAAUAAAGCCACCCAAACGUAACUGGAACGUGAAGGAAGGACACCCUACGAAUGGGGACAAUUCUAAUCACAACCAACCUUGGCAGGACCCAAACCACCAGUCCACACUGAAGCCGAUGCCCGAAAUUGCGAAUAGUAAAAAACUCGUCCGUUUUCUCGACGACCGUGUACGUGCCACCGAAAAAAGUGGAAGGUAAAUCAACCAUCGAAGGUCAUGCCCAAUAAAAUCUUCAUCGUAAAAAAACAGCAGCUGUUCCUCGACGUUCGAACGCUUUGCUGCAGAAAAUAUCGACCUGAAGGCAAAGCAACUUCAAAACGGACGACCCAGAAGUGGUCACCAAGCAAGCCCAAGUGGUGCAAUUCAUCGACAAGUUAAAACAAAAAAAAAUGAAAGGCCCAGAAUCAACCGACACCCUCCCUCCAUGGCGAAAAGAGCGAAGCGAAGAACCUGCAGCUGACCUCAGAAGCAGGAGGAUUUCGUAACAGGUCGUAAACUAAAAUUGUCUGCAAUCUCAACGCCUCGCACAGCUCAUCUGUUUGCGAAAUUGAAGAACCCGACAUUAAAAAUUAUUACGACGACCUUAGGCCUUGGCUUGGUCUCGGGGUUGACGAAGGAAAACCCCUUUUUGGAAAAUGACUCAUAAAAGCAAAUGCGGAGCAACAGAAACCAGAAGGAGGAAACCCUUUUUCCCAGCUCGGAUGCGAAUAUUAAUUAUUAAACCAGCAAAUGCCUGUAAGAGCUGGCGACAAAAGUGAAAACAAGUCUUAGCCGAAACAGCUUCCAAUUGCCAAAAGCGAGUUAUGAACAAGUUGAUGUUGUACACGGUAGGGCACAUUAUUGUUAGCUAAUUUGAUUAUUUGAACAGCGCUUAAUCGACAAUUCCUCCAUUUGAAUACCGAAUCUCAGUUCCGAAUCUGAGUUCCGAGUCCAAGUCUAAGUCAAAGUUUCAAAUCCGAGUUCCGAAUCUGAGUUUCUUUUCUGGAUACCAACUCUGAGCUUCGAAUCUGAGUUCCGAAUCUGAGUUCUGAGUGCCGAUUUUUAGUUUCGAAUCUGAGUUUUGAAUCAAAUCGGAGUCUGCACUCUGAAUCUUAAUUCCAAGUCUGAAUUUCGAAGCUUAAAUUCGAAUUGAAUCUCCGAAUCUAAGUUCCGUAUACCAGUUCCGAAUCUGAUUUCCGAAAAAAAAAUCGAAUUUGAGUUUCAAAUCUGAGUUCCUAAUCCGAGAUUCGAAUUUGGAUUCCGAAUCGAAACUUCAAAUCUGAAUUUUGAAUCUGAAUCUUCCAGGUACUUCCAAAUCUGAAUUUCGAAAAAGAGAUUCGAAUUUGAGCUUCGAUUCUGAAUUCCAAACUCGAGUUUUGAUUCGAAUUCCGAAUCGAAACUCAAAAUCUGAAUUUUGAAUCUUAAUUCCGAUACUGAAAUCAGAAUCUGAACUCCAAAGCAUGCCAGGUACUUUCGAAUCUGAAUUCCAAAUCUGAAUUCAGAAUCUGAAUUUCUAACCUGAGUUUUGAAACUGAGCUCCGAAACAGAGUUUCAAAUCUGGAAUGCGAAACUAAGCUUUGAAUCUAAGUUCCUAAUCUGAAUUCCGAAUUCCAAGUCGAAAUUCUUAAUUUUGAGUCUGAAUUCCAAAUCUGAAUUCCAGAGCAUUCCAAGUAUGUACUUCCGAAUCUAAAUUCCGAAACUACGUUCCGAAUCUGGAAUCCGAAUCUGAAUACUCAAUCUAAGUUCUGAAUCUAAGCUUCGAAUCUGAGUUCCGCAUCUUGAUUCCGAAUCUGAACUUCGAAUCUGAGUUCUAAUCUGAGUUUCAAAUCUGAGUUCCGAAUCUGAAUUUCGGGUCUGAAUUCCGAUUCUGAAAUCCAAAUCUGAUUUCCCAAUUUGAGCUUCGAUUCUGAGUUUCUGAACUGGGUUCCUAAUCUGAGCUUCGAAUCUGAGUUUCGUAUUUGUGUUCCGAAUCUAAAUUCCGAACCUGAACUCUGAAUCUGAACUCCGAAUCUGAGUUCUGAAUCUGAGUUUCGAAUCUGAAUUUUGAUUCUGAUUUCCAAGUCGGAAUUCAGAAUCUUAAAGCCGAAUCUGAGUUUCUAAUUUGAGUUUUAAAUCUGAAUUUCGAACCUGAGUUCCUAAUUUGAGCUCCGAAUCUGAAUUCAAAAACUGAGUUCCGAAUCUGAGUUCUGAAACAGACCUCCUAAACUGAAUUUUAAAUCUGGAUUUCGAAAUCUGAAUCUUUAAUUCUAGUUACAAAUCUUUGUUCUGAAUUUCGGUUUUUGAACCUAAAUUGAAAAUCUUAACUUAACUUAAAAAUAAAAUGAAGAUAUAUUAUGAAAAAUUUGGAUGUUACAUUAAUAUUUUAUUCCAGAAAAUUGAUUCAAUCCACAAAACUGCUAGCAAAACGCAACCGUAAGUCGAGCAUUCUUGUCAGGAAUGAGAACCAGUUUAUAAUGUGUGUCUUUUGUUUGUUUGCAUCGUAUUCGAGAAAAAAAGUUAAACACAUCUCCAACAACCCUAUCCGGUUAAAAUUUCACAAUGUUACAAGAUGGUUGGGCGUUAAUCUGUUAUCCGAUUCAAAAUUUGAAACGUUAUAUUGGUAUUUUCUCAGUUCGUUCAAGCUGCCACUGCUCUGAAACAUUCCUCUAGAACUGACUAGACCACUUAAUUGGUAUACGUAAAUCUAUGUAACUGUGUGGGUUUACGUUACCCGCACAGUUAUUCCGUCCUCUAACAGUGAAAUUGAUCUAGGCGCAUGACUUUUUAACCUAAAAACGCCCAUCCAUCUCUAGACGUGUAACGGUAACGACCCAUCCGGAUCCUCUUAAAACACAACUACAGAUGAAACACAGAACUCACUAACACAUUCAAAUUCAGCCAAAAUCAGCUACAGCAGCAGGCACGAUCUCACAUAUACACACACGUUCACAUUAAUACAAAAGCAAAACACAACAGGCAUCAGUUCCAUCAAUGUAUAUUGUUGAAUCCAAAUUUUACACUUACACAAACAGAAUAGAGAAUCGAAGAAAAAACAAACUAAAAAGAACAACAGCAACUAAUCAGUGGUAGCAUGAAAAUUUGAUGAAAAAAACAAAAAUAGCAACUAGUUAAGAGAUAACAAAAAAAAACAACCUUAGAAAUAAACAGAAGAAGUGGAAAAAGCGUAUGUUUAAGAUAUUUACUCGUCAAAUAUCUGUAGAUUAUGUGUCUUUUCACUCGUUUCAAUUGAAAUUUAUUUUUCAAUUGAAACAGACAAAAAACAGAACUGCUCAAUUAUUUUUCAUGAGAAAAAAACGAGAAGAAAAACAUGUGAAUAAGUAAAUUUUUAAUAAGAAAAAAAAAUGGCAUGAUAAAAGCGCAUAUUUAUACUUUUAAUUUAUAGUCUAUGAAAAUAAACUAAAUAAAAAAAACUAGAAUGUUGCGAAAAAAACAAAAUACCAGUGAAUUCGUAGGGUUCGAGCUAGUGACGUGUUUAUAAGUGACAUUAUUAAGACAACCUGAAGCAAAGGAUGCAAUACUUAUUAAGUUUUUACCUUUUUCCCGGAAGCAAAAAGAAGCAAAAAUGAGAAAAAAUAAACUAGAUUAUAAAAUAAUACCAAAAAGCUCCAACUAACAACAAUGAAAAAAAAACGUUACAUUUUUAAUACUAACAAAAACCUCCACGAAUUGAGACAAAAUACACACGAUAUAUUACAAAAAAAAAAAAACAACAUAUUAAAACUAGUUGUUCACCAAAGCCUAGAAAAACGCGAUACUGCACUCGAAUUAAAUGAAAAAAGCGUCACCAGAAUUUAAAAAAAAACAUCAUGUUUAAUUUUCGUUUACUUCCAACCGUUUGUGAUUAAUGUAGAGAAUCAUGAAAACCUAGAGGAAAAAACAAAAAAAAUCAAACACACACACAAACAUUCAUACACAAAUAACAACAACAAAACAUAAUCCAGUGGUUAUAUUUUACACUCGCCUUGCACUGUGAUACGAUGCGAUGGUUACCAGCCGCUUCCACUUGUCACGUGCCACUAACCAAACCAAACCGAGAGCAACCAACACAGAAACACUUCAGAAACGCGCACGUGUCAACUGGCACGAGGUACAGAUUGACGUAAUUUUUACCCGAAGCAAUUUCAGUGUCCACACCACCACAACCAGCACGUUUAUUGUGACUUGCCCACUUUUGAAUGUAGUCGUCAUUUUCUUCCAAAUACCAAAACGAAAAACUCUCACGCACCUGCAAAUAGACUCACCAAAAGCCAUUAUUCACACAGACCCACAUUUUGCAUCCAUUCUGGCCGGACUCAGACACGCUAAAGUUGGUGCAGUCAAAUUUGUCGUUAUUUAAACCACUUGAGCAAACGUCAAAUUUGAUGCCAAUGGAUUGCCGUAUGGAGUGCUCCUAUUUUUCAAAUCAUUCUAAGUUGUUCGAAAACCAUCCACUUAUAAGACUUAACUGUGGCACGCUAGCGAAACGCUAGAACAAAAUAAAAUCACCAAAAUGAGCGCACCUAAGUAUGAGAAAACAACUACCGUAGAGUUACGAUUUUGGUCCAAGGCAAAUGUUUUUGUACUGGCCUCUAUUUUCGCUUCAGUAGUUAAGCUCUUCCAGUAGGCAUUAAAAAUUUCCUUAUACAAAAUGACAACAAAACAAAAUAGAGAGCGCGAUGGAAUCGAAGUAACCGAACAAAAAAAAACAACAACUCGAAUAGUAAUGAUUAACCAUUUUCCUCUUCACGAACUAAUUACUACUACUACUACUUCUAUACUUUACACACCAAAUCAGCUCUCAUUUCUCACCUUAAAAACGAACGAUAAAACUUUUUCUCGCAGCAAUCAGUUCACAUCUCACUCAUACCAACAUGCAACCCGUUAGUCUCUCUUUUCUCCGGCAUUCAGGGAAUCGGAAUACGAAUUCUAUUGGAUCGCAAACAAAAUGGAACCCACUGGAGCGGAGGCAAAUUAACUCAUUCACACAUAAUUAUUGAUAAAAAAAAAUGGAAGAAGAAGAAACAUGAUGUAAAUAAACUCGGUAGUCUGUAAUUCGUUUAAACUGCAAAAAAACAAAUAGUAGGCAAAUGGAAUUCGAAACACUUUAGUAACACAAAUACACACUUAUACAUUCUUCUAGUACACACACAAAUAAGCAAAGAAAAAAAACAUUAAAAAAACAACACUCUUUCUUGGGGAUGAGAAAAAUCAAAAGGUAACUAGAAGCAAGGGAGAGGUGGAGCGAAAGGAAGAGCGCGCAGAUGAAAAGUGGGAGAUGUGAUUGCUUUUGGCAGCGAUGCCGUUACAAGAGUAUUGCAGAAAGAGUCAGAAAACGAACAACCAAAAACAGUAGCGAAAAUUCAAAAAACCAGAUGUAUAAGUAAGUGUUAAAUACUCACUGUACUUAUCUAUAAGAAUUUAAAGGAAAAGAAAAAAAUACAAAAAAGAGCAAAGUAAAUAAAAUAUAUACACAAUAUAUUAAUAUAUGAGGAAAGUAUAUAUAUCGCAACACAAGAAAAAUUCUAAAUAAAUAUAAAUUUUUUAUAUAGGAACGUAAUAUGCAACCAAACAAUUCAAUAAAAGAAUACAAAAAUAUCGUUCAUAUUAUAUUUGUAAAUAUUUUAGUUUGACAAAAAAAAUGAAUCACCCUAAUGUACAUUCAAUUUCAAUGCACAAAAAAGAUAAAAGAAAUUCAGAUUAGCAUAACAGAAUUAUAUGGAGACAAAUGAAACAACCAACUUCGAAAAAGGAAGCAUUACACACGAUAUUCGUAUCCUUCGAACAGAGCUCUCUGAAGUUAAACGAAAAAAAAAGUUAAUUUUGGUUCAAUUUCAUACCAAACUCAAACACACAUAUUCGAGCAACACUUAUACACAGUCACUCACUCACACGCUUACAGAAUACCAGUAAAAAUAAUUGAAAACCAGCUCUUCGGUGAAAUCGACGUUUAGGCAAAGGAUCAGAAUUUCCCGGUGAUGAACCAUCAUAGCAAAUCAUUUCUUCUGAAAAAAUUCCAAUUCCCAAAACCAUAGUCUCUCAAGGUUAAACCCCGAACAUUUUCGGACCUUUUGCCAGGCGAAUUUCACCGUUGAGCAAAACAGCCAUUAGUUCAAUAUUUAAACGUAACCGGACAAAAAGUACUACUAGCGAAAACAAAGUUUAUUCAAAAUAGACUUGAAAAUCCAAGAUUUAAAAACAAACAGAAAAAAAACCAACAACAAGUAAACAAAAAAACACAUACGCUCUGAUACGAAAACAAACCAGAAAAAAAAUCAAGCAGCAACUUGCAGGCAACCAAGUGCAGUAACAAAAAAAAUUAAGGAAAAACACGUUCUAGAAUAUCUAUUGUUAUGAAUAAAGAAAAACAAACAGAAACUAAUUUGUUUUGUUUAGGUGAAACCAAAUAUAUCCGUUUUCAUUUAUUAUUCCGUUGAGUAUUUUUAAAAAGAACAAACAAAAAAAACCGACUAAGCAGAAAGAUGAGUUAAUUCCAACUCAAAAAGGCAAGCAAGCAAGUAUAACAGAAAAAAACCGAAUCGCCGAACGGUUGACGCAAAGACGCUGCCUGGGGCGAAGGCAGACUUUCAAAAAUAAAAAAGGAGUGCCCUCCUAGCGAGGGAAAGAGCAGCCGCCAUUCGAAGAGCGGCGACCGAACGAGCCCAAAAACAAAUCGGCACUCUUCAUUCAUGCGCUUUAUAGGCAAAGGAAGCUACCAAAAAAAAACAGAACAGAACAGAACAGUAAAACGCUGGAGGCAGUCAGUCAGACAGAGAAAAAAACGAGAGAUAGAAAACAUGUAACGUUUCGUCAACAAAAAAAACAGUUAUAAGAAAAA